Molecule: messenger RNA, 462 nt
Organism: Pipistrellus nathusii (Nathusius's pipistrelle)
Lineage: Eukaryota; Metazoa; Chordata; Mammalia; Chiroptera; Vespertilionidae
Source: the annotation of a GenBank genome assembly
AUGAAUUCAUUUCAUUACGUGAGGAUUGUUGCUACUACCUCACUGCCAAGUCCUCUAGCUGUCACCAUGAGGGAAUACAAGGUGCUAGGUACCCUCCCUCUUUUGAAUUUUCUUAUUGGCCACCAAGAGAAUCUUAGAAACAGCUGUGAAGUGUGUCUCAUAAGAGAUGUGCAUGUGCAGUACAAAAAAAAUCUAAACCAUGAUACUAGAGGAAGUUUUUCUUUUUCUUCACAAUUGUGUUCCAGGUUUGAAAAGACCCACCACAAAUGCUUUUCUAUUUUCUGUAUUAAAGUAUCUUUUGAAAGAGGUGAUGCUGCCUGUGUGUGGUGCUUCUGGUGCCUCCAGUUCUGCCUUCUGAGGAUUUGGCUGAAAGGGUAUUUCUCCACUGAGCAUGAGGGAAAGAUCAUCUUAUAUGCCUGCUGUGAUUGCCUUGCACGCACUUGGCCAAGGAUGAGGGCAUAA